This is a messenger RNA of Dromaius novaehollandiae (emu), 3366 nucleotides long. RefSeq names its product fidgetin like 1 (gene FIGNL1). Lineage: Eukaryota; Metazoa; Chordata; Aves; Casuariiformes; Dromaiidae. The transcript is spliced from 2 exons. The coding region runs from base 1166 to 3241 and encodes 691 amino acids. Gene Ontology annotation, molecular function: ATP hydrolysis activity; microtubule severing ATPase activity; ATP binding. The record is from RefSeq and is a predicted model, not a curated record.
CCCAGCAGCGGCCGCGGCGGAAGGGAUGCAGAAUAGAUGGACCUGCACUUUAACAGCUUUUGUUUUAAAUAUUUUUUGUCCCCAAAUCCCCCCAAAUGUUGAGGUGAAAAAGAGAAAUUAGAAUUCGAUGUAUUUCAGUCAUGUCAUGUAUUAGACAAAUGUCUUUUGUGGGCAGAUCAAAGGACGGGAAUUACUGUGUACUAGGAGCUUUGUGUAAACCCUCUUGAGGCAGUGGUUCCGUAAUUUUGCAUGUGCCUGUAUCUCUUCUGAAAUCAUUAAUUCUUGACUUUACCAGAAAUACUUUUGCAUAUCACCACAUUGCAGAGAAAGAGUUCUUUGGGAUUUUGUAGAAAAUACGAGCAUAUAUUUUCAAACCUAGUAAAUGCCCCUUCCUAGUGAAAUGUUAUCUUUCACAUUUCUUACACUCAAAAAUGGCUAAAACAAUUUAAGUUCUGCUUUCUAUGUCUGAAACACAAACCACUCUAAAAACACAAAGUGUUUGUUUGUUUGGAAUCUAGAAUGGAGAGGUUUGGGGAGAUCCAAAAUGAAAUAAAUAGUUUGAACUGCUUGUUAUGAAUCUAAAUAUUUUUUUAAUCUGAAAGUUUACUAAAUUCAGGCCUAUUCAUUGCAUUCCCCUCCCCUCACAGAUCUUGCACACAGUUUUAUUUAUUAGUUUCAUUGUUCAAUUUUUAUUGCAGUCAUUGUAAUAGAUUUCAUCAUUCUGACAACGAUCUGUAUCUGUCCGCUGCUGCACUGUGCAGUAUUCUCUCAAAUUAGAGUGAAAACACUGCUGAUUUCAUUUAACAAGGUCAAUUUUUGUUUGGCCAUCUGUUACCAUUCUUUGCAGUCUACUUUCCUCCCCAGGAGACCUGCGAUUAGAAGCAAACUUUUUUUUUUCCUUUGAACAACAAAGAAAAGAGAACCUCAGUCUUAAUGGCUUUAUACCACAAAUCUCUCUCUCUCUCUUUUUUUUUUUUUUUGAAACUGAUAAAGUGUCCAGACUGUCCAAGUGACUUAAAAAAUCUACUGCACACUUAAUUCUCUGAAUUAAAAUAAUUUAUGUUUUCAUGCAUAUGUAUUUAGGAAAGGGAGAAGCAGCCAAGAUAAAUAGCUGUAAAGUUUAUUUUCUAGCAACAGGUUUUUUGUGUACAUUUCAGUGUCAGUGAUGGAAAAAUCCACCCAUAGUACUGUGCACCUGAGCGACUGGCAGAAAAGUUACUUCACUAUUACCUCUGGCACCUGCACACCCGGGCAGAAGGCAGAUGGAUAUCGUGCCAAAAUUCUACAUAUUCAGUAUGCAUGGGCAAACUCUGAGAUCUCUCAGGUCUGUGCUGCCAACCUGUUUAAAAAAUACGCAGAGAAAUACUCUGCAAUUAUUGACUCUGACAACAUAGAGACUGGUUUGAAUAACUAUGCUGAAAACAUUUUGACUUUGGCAAAGUGUCAGCAAAAUGACAGUGACAAGUGGCAAUCUGCCUUGACAACAGAGAAUGUAUUUGAAUUAAAGUGUGUGCAAGAGGGGAUGCAGGCUGGCAAAAAUUUCCAAAGCUCUCAGAUGGCACCAGCAGAUGCCUUUGUACUAGCUGAUAAAGGGGUCAGUGCCUCUGCUGCUCCAGGUCUCCCAAAACUAGCCAUCUUCAGCAAUGCUGGAGAGACUGACCUCUGUGCUGGCUCAUCAAAAUAUGCAAGUCAGGAACCAGAUCUCCUUGAGCAUCCCUCAUCUUCAAAGUCUCUUCAAAGCGGUGUGCCUCCUGUGACCAAAACCUCAGAUGUAUUUCCUGCGUCUUCUGCUUCCUUCAAUGAACUGAUUCAAACAGGCGUCCAGGCAACUCCACUAUUUGGAACUAAAGAAGUAACAAGUAGCAGUGCUCUGAAAGCAUCAGGUCACUCUGGUGAUGGACAAAAUUGGUCUCUUUCCAAUCAGGCCACUGUACAUGCAUGGUCUGCAAAUUCUGGGAAAAGAAAAGCAUUUUAUAAUGUGGCUGAUGAAAACAGCAUUGUGAUUUCUAGCCUUGCUUCAUGCAAGGCUUCUGUUAGUACAGACACCAGUAGUUCUUCGGGGAACAGAAACAGAAAUGAAGAGGGCAGUGUUACUGGUUUUAGAACUGCAAAAGAACAGCUGUGGGUGGAUCAACAAAAGAAACCUCAAAACAUACCGCAGCGUACACCUAUCUUGUCAUAUGGAGGUGUAAAAAAGUCACUGGGUGCAGGCAGAUCUCGGGGUCCAUUUGGCAAGUUUGUUCCUCCAGUUCCAAAACAAGAUGGAAAUGAAAAUGGAGGAGCACAGUGUAAACCUCAUACAAGAGGAGCAGCAGAACCAUCACUUCCUACAGAUGAACGACUGAAAAACAUAGAACCCAAAAUGGUUGAACUCAUUAUGCAUGAGAUCAUGGACCAUGGGCCUCCUGUGAACUGGGAUGACAUUGCCGGAGUUGAAUUUGCUAAAGCUACGAUAAAAGAAAUAGUGGUCUGGCCUAUGCUGAGGCCAGACAUCUUUACUGGGUUACGUGGUCCUCCUAAAGGAAUUCUUCUCUUUGGGCCCCCUGGGACUGGCAAGACUCUCAUUGGCAAGUGCAUUGCAUGCCAGUCUGGAGCUACGUUUUUUAGCAUCAGUGCUUCUUCCCUGACCUCCAAAUGGGUAGGUGAGGGGGAAAAGAUGGUCCGUGCAUUGUUUGCCGUGGCACGAUGUCAACAGCCAGCAGUUAUUUUCAUUGAUGAAAUUGAUUCUCUGUUGUCUCAGCGUGGAGACGGGGAGCACGAGUCCUCGAGAAGAAUAAAAACUGAAUUUCUGGUCCAGUUAGAUGGGGCAACAACCUGCUCCGAAGAUCGUAUUCUGGUAGUGGGAGCAACAAAUCGUCCCCAAGAAAUCGAUGAAGCUGCCCGAAGGAGACUGGUAAAGAGACUGUAUAUUCCCCUUCCAGAAGCUUCAGCUAGGAAGCAGAUUGUUACUCGGCUAAUGUCAAAGGAGCACUGCUGCUUAAAUGAGGAGGAAAUUGAACUCAUAGUUAAGAAGUCUAAUGGAUUUUCUGGGGCAGACAUGACACAGCUCUGUCGAGAAGCUUCUCUGGGCCCUAUCCGCAGUCUCCAGUCAAUGGAUAUUGCAACCAUUAUGCCAGACCAAGUACGGCCCAUUGCUUUUCUUGACUUUGAGAGUGCCUUCAAAACUGUGCGGCCCAGUGUUUCCUCAAAGGAUUUAGAACUGUAUGAAACCUGGAACCAGACAUUUGGCUGUGGUAGAUAGUUGCAUCAUAACUGUUAAGCAGAAACUUUUCUUUCAAACUGUCACAUAUUAAAACCAUGAUAAUUUAGGGAGUCUGCACUUAUUUUUGUUUCCAUCUUUGUAAUAAAUCUUGCUAAGUUAUGUAA